UCGCCUAUAUAAGGCUUAAAUAGGGCCGCGCUUGGCACAGUGUCUAACGGAGUUGCUUUCACUUGCCAGUCGUAGUGCCAGCCAAACGGGCGACAAAUCGGUCCAAAUAAAAUAAAUAAAUACCAAUACAAAUCGGUGGAUAAUAGACAGAGACUCACUCCCAAUCCAACAAAAUGAAAGUGCUUAUACUCAUCGCGAUGCUUGCCCUGUCCUGCCACGGACAGCACCAGCACCAGCACCAGCACCAUAAUCAGCAUCACAGCGCCAAUAAUAUCCCGCGGGACGAGAAGGCCGACCAUCACCGCCACGAGGAUCUGCGCGAGACGAGCACAUGGAUACCCAUUCUCAAGUACAACAAGGAGCAGAGCGAGGACGGCAGCUACAAGACGGAGUACGAGACGGGCAACAACAUCAUCCACGAGGAGACGGGCUUCCUCAAGGACUUUGACACGAAUCCGAACGGGGUCCUGGUGCAGCAUGGCCAGUACUCGUACCAGUCGCCGGAGGGCCAGCUGGUGAAUGUUCAGUACACGGCCGAUGAGAACGGAUUCCGUGCCACAGGCGACCAUAUACCCACACCGCCCGCCAUACCCGAGGAGAUCCAGAAGGGGCUGGACCAGAUCUAUGCCGGCAUCAAGCUGCAGCAGGAGAGACUCGAGCAGCGGGCCAAAACGGACCCAGACUUUGCCCGGAAGCUGGAGGAGCGUCGCAUUGCCAAUCAGAAUGGCCAAUAUAUUGGUCUGCUCGAGAAUCAGUAAUCCCCCCACUCCAUUUCCCUCCCCACCCCCACCGAACCGAUCAUCCUGGAAACGUGAACUUUGCUAUACUUUUCCCCUCAACAACAACAACAACAACAACAACAUCAACAAUAAUAAGACUGUGAUUUCAUUUGCAAAUUCUUCUAAAACGUUGCAUCUGGAAACUGGAAACUGGAAACUGUAAUCUGUAAUCCGGAACCAUUAUUCUUCGAUUGAAAAUCUAUAUAGACUAACAUGAAAUUUGCAUAACUAAAUAAGUUCCACUCACAGACACACACACACAGGCACUCACUCACACAAACGCACGACGCACUCACAUAGGGCCAGCCACUCAAUAAAUUUUAAUUUUUGUUAACGAGUGUGAAAGUUUUGCCGCCGCUUUGAAACAAUAAAAGAAAAACUAACGUUUCCAUUA
Drosophila obscura is the source of this 1173-nucleotide messenger RNA. RefSeq lists its product as uncharacterized. The transcript has 2 exons. Bases 174 to 758 code for a protein of 194 amino acids. Gene Ontology annotation, molecular function: structural constituent of chitin-based larval cuticle. The record is from RefSeq and is a predicted model, not a curated record. Gene Ontology annotation, cellular component: chitin-based extracellular matrix. NCBI's taxonomy places the organism in Eukaryota, Metazoa, Arthropoda, Insecta, Diptera, Drosophilidae.